Messenger RNA from Lineus longissimus, 3498 nucleotides. RefSeq names its product RNA polymerase I-specific transcription initiation factor RRN3-like. Gene Ontology annotation, cellular component: nucleus. Gene Ontology annotation, molecular function: RNA polymerase I general transcription initiation factor activity; RNA polymerase I core binding. The record is from RefSeq and is a predicted model, not a curated record. Gene Ontology annotation, biological process: transcription initiation at RNA polymerase I promoter. Lineage: Eukaryota; Metazoa; Nemertea; Pilidiophora; Heteronemertea; Lineidae. The transcript has 14 exons. Bases 248 to 1975 code for a protein of 575 amino acids.
AAUCGUUUUCACAACAAAUCUACCACGUGUUGCAGGCGUAUUCCAUGUAUUCUCUCAAUUUUCAACAAUUAUCAGGGCUUAGAAUCAAAUAAAAGAUAGCUCUUAACCUGAAGAAGUAAUCAUUUUGUUCACGGUUCAUCCAGAUCCAGACUGGUGUGAUCCUGCUUGAGUUGCCACGAAUAAACGUUGAAGUAAAUUUAAAGUGAAUAUGUCCCUACCAUAACCAUUGGUUGGAUACAGAGGUAGGAUGGAUGUGUCGGCGAUUGUCAAGAAUUUUAAGAAGGGGCACAGAAGAGAUUAUGAUGGUUUUGUUGGUUACAUCUCUGACCCAAACAUUGAGAAUAGUGACCUUAUUCAGUACCUGAAAGGACUGAGAGAAUGUAUAUCAGACUUGGGGAAAGAUUGUGAAUACUUAAUUGGAGCCCUGCUGCAAGUAAACUGGGCCUACAAGUCACGAGCUGUUGUACUAGAAUACCAGACUGUCCUAUUGAAUCUCAUCUCGGCUCAUUCAUAUUACCUGAGAUCAUGUGCAAAGAUGCUGGUCAAGAUAUUUUUACCGACUUUUGAAAAAUCACCUUCAGCGACAACACAUAUUACUGAUGCUCAGAGGGAGAAGGAUGAUCAAGCAUUCAUUCAUGUUCACGGACUUCUACAAUCCAUAGCAAAAAUUGUUCCAUUAACCCCACAAGUCCUGAUGCCUGUCCUUGUUGGAUGUUAUCCGUUUGUGACAAAAGAUUGUUAUAUCCACGCGUGUUAUGUCAGAAAUCUUCUACAAAUCGCGCAGUAUAUGCCUGUUUUACGCAAACAGAUUCUGUCACUUAUUGUUGAAAAAAUGCUGGAGUUAGAUGCCCUGGCCCCGCGACAGGACAUUCAAGAAGUGGAAGAUGAUGUAGAUGAAGACAUGAAUAUCGAUGAUGAAGUGGAAAUGUUUGAAAUGGAUAGUGAAAAUGAAGAGUCAACUCCACCGCUGUCGGACACUGGUCAAGAUGAGAAGCCGAUGGGACAUAAAGAUGCCAACAAGUUAGAUCAGUUAAUGGAUAUUCUUCUGCAGUUUAUUUAUUCCGUGUGUCAUCCUAAAGAAGAAUUUGAUUGGGAAGCGGCUAAGUCCUUGUAUAAAGAUCUGUUAUAUGUUUUUGAUGCCAUCAUUUUGAAAACAUAUCUAUCGUGCCAUGUACAGUAUAUCCUAUUCUACAUCACAAGUUUCCAGCAGCAACUCUCGGAUGGGUUUGUGGAUUACCUAUGGAAGAAAGUGAAAGACCCCAAUAUGCAGCCCAUCUUCAGACAGUCAGCUGUUGCAUAUCUGGCCAGUUAUGUUGCCCGGGCAAAAUAUGUCUCAGUAAGCACUGCCAGAACAAUACUAGAGUUCAUGGUGAAGUGGGUGAAUACAUACAUCAAGCAGGCCAGCUACUCCGCGUCCCAGGCAGAUGUCGUGCAUCAUGGACCAUUUUACUCUGUGUGUCAGGCGAUAUUCUAUAUAUUCAUCUUCAGGCAUAAGGAAUUCUUAGCAGAAGAAGAUGGCAUGAAGUUCUGUGCGAGCUUAAACUUCCAAACCAUAGUCACCUGUCGUCUUAAUCCGUUGCGUAUAUGUUUACCUGUUGUUGUCAAGACAUUUUCCUCCAUUGCAAGGCAACACCAAAUAGCAUUCUGUGAUACUGUGAUAGAGCAUAACAACCGAUCAAACUUGCCACUGACCACAUUAAAAACACAGGGAAGGAUAAAGUUGUCACUUACGAAUGCUCUUGAUUCAUUUUUCCCAUUCGACCCUUACUUAUUAGCGAGAUCGCAGAGACAUAUUGAGCCCUUGUACCGUGAUUAUGGUGGGCAGCCUGUCGUCACCACAGAAGAGCAGAUAAGCGAGGACGAAGACGACUUCCUACCUGAGGAAGCGCCCAAUGGUGCGUCGCUUGGUAAAUCGCCAGCCGAUUUCAUACUCUAUGGAACGUCACCAGGAUUCAAGCCAAUGUCAAUGAUGUGAGAGAUCUUGUCAAACGGUAUUAAAGGUGCUCAACCAGUGAUCAGCCAACCAGAUGAUAAUUGGCUGCUUUUUAGUCGAACAAUGAAAAUCUUGCAGCUCCCAAUCGCUUGGGAUAAGCGUGUUAGUUCGCAAGUUUUAGUUUGUUAAUGAACGGAAAUAAAUUGGAGGGUUUAGAAUCAUGCUGUACCUGUCAGUUACUGGGGUGAAAUUGGCAAUUUGUUCCCUACUAAUUCUCCCUCCUCUGUGUAAGAACAAGGUCAGUGGCCCCUUUGGUGAGGACUAAAAUCAGUAAUUUUGUGGUAAGGGCUGAAGUCAGUCAGUUGGAAUGAAAAGUUAAUGCUAACCCAACCAUAACUGUCCCGGCCUAAACUUGGAUUGAGAGCUAGGUAUAAAAACUUGGAAUCAGGAAUGAGCUGUAGCCAAUUUCCCUCUGGUGUAGUGGUGGAAAACUCAUUUUAGUACCAUUGCUGAACACUAGGAUGCCAGGUUAUACUUGGAGAUUCCUUGGCCAUUGCAAGAUAUGAUUCUAACCCCUCUGAUUGAUUGUUAUUUGAGAGUUUCCCUUGCAUCCGUGCUUGAGGCCAGUCUGUUCAUGGAAUUGAAAUGACUUAUUUAUUUACUUCUUGGCAUUUUGCUGCGUGAUUAUUCGUAAUUUAGGGGCCAAAGGUACCUGUCCAAAACAACUCGAGCACCAAAGAUGUUAAAAAUGUCUCUGCUGGACAUUGAUAUCGCAUCAGAAAUAUUGAUUUGAUUAACAAUUGAUCAAAUUGAUCAGUGAUAAGUUUCUUGUUUCAUUCGACCCUUGAUUUUCAUCACUGACUCACUACACAUGCAUCCUUUGAUCUUUCAACUUGCUCUGAAGGUAAGUACUUCAUAUACAUGUACACAGAUAGACAGUAAAUGAUCUUAUUGAUUGUUGAAAAGAACUCAAAGCAUUGAAUCAACAUACGUGUCCAUGAUCUAGCAUUUGUUUGUUGUAUCCUGUUUAUCACUGAUCUGUUCUGAACUAAUGAUUAGGCCAUGCUUAAAAAAUUGUCUGUUUGAUUUUAUAGAAAAGAUAGCCUAAUCUAAAACUGUUGAUGGGUCUUUCUGGUAUUUCUAGAAAGCUUUUGUUGCUGAUAAAGUUUUUUUGCCACCAACCUAAAGUUGGGAGAUGUAUGUCACAUUAAGCAAACAGUACCUCAACGGUUGCCUUUAUACUUAUUCCUCAACGAGUUAGUAUUUUGAUAUUUUUGAAAAAUACACUUGACUUGAAAACUCUCCUAUUGCAUGUAACCUUAUUCCUCCGAACACACUCAACGCUUAUCUAACUUCAGUCAAGUGAUCAGCUGAUAUAAGAAUUAAAACAAUGCUUUAAGGCGGUGCGAAUAGUUAUCUAAUCUUGGUCAGUACAAGUUAUUAUUAACAUGUCCUAAUAUUGAUACCGUUCGAAAACUGACUUCUCUGCGAUAUUUAUUAAAAAUACCUUGUUGUGUAAAUACCAGGUGUUCCAUACUGUAAGAAGACUGUAAUAAAACUCUAUG